Parnassius apollo (apollo) is the source of this 402-nucleotide messenger RNA. The record is from the annotation of a GenBank genome assembly. Lineage: Eukaryota; Metazoa; Arthropoda; Insecta; Lepidoptera; Papilionidae.
AUGACAGAACCAUUAAAUUCUAACUUCCCAGAACCUAAAAAAGUCGGUGUCUGGGCGGAGGGAACUCACAUAGAAGCGAAGGAGUUAGUGAUACCAAAGAAAUCCCCUGAAUCUUUAGAGGAUAUUCCUACUAUACCAGAUUUGGAUGAUUUACAAGACAUUUUAGAAAAGGAAAUAUCAAUGCCCCCAAAUGCUGAACAAAAAGAUGCUGAAACAGUAAACACUUUAGCUGAAGUGGGCGUCGGUAUCAGUGGCUCAACUGAAGGCAUAGAAGGUGUACUUGAAGUGCUUAUGUCAUAUGUUCCUCAAGUUGAGUCAGAUACAGAUGAUACUGUAUGGACUGUAGACUCACUGCUCAGUCAACUUUCAGAAGAAAAUGAGACUACUAUAGAAUAUAAAUGA